Molecule: messenger RNA, 795 nt
Organism: Sphaeroforma arctica JP610
Lineage: Eukaryota; Ichthyosporea; Ichthyophonida
Exons: 1
Biological process (GO): transcription elongation by RNA polymerase II
Cellular component (GO): Cdc73/Paf1 complex
Source: RefSeq, a predicted model, not a curated record
UGUAUAUAUCCUGUAGUGUGUACUAUAUAUACCCACUAUCUAUUUCUAUAUGAUAGUAGUGGACAACCUCACAUACACACAAUAGCCUAUGCACAGGGUCUAGAAGUGAUCCCUACAUGCGACCAUCUAGACGCCUAGUUUGUUGCCGUGUACGUAAGGCUGCACAGACCUACACGCCCAUGUGUGCAAACAACAUAGUUUAAAUAUCACAUCCAAGGAGAACUGUCUUGAAACAGUUCUAUCGGUAUAAGUGUUUGUGGAUAUACACAUAAAUAUUUAGCAACGGUGCGUGUAUGUGAAUAACACAAUCAAACAAAAUGGCGACUAUACCUAACGGGCAACCGUCGAGCGCAGAUAGAGACAGGACCGUGCACUCUCACCAGCACUCGCAGGGAUCACAGGACAGUCAAAACAAUGUGUCGUCAUGGAAACGCGCUACACCCUACACACGUCCAAACGAGAAACAGGAUACAGAUAAACGGCAUGAGAACGCAGCUCAUGAGCAGUCUCAACAACAGUCAAAGGGACCGGAAGGAGCGGCAGACAGGGAAAAGAAGCGACCAUCUGAAAUGGUUUAUGCAUCAGAUUUAAAUUGCAAUGAUAAGUACAAGUCUACGGUGCCUGAUAUACCGUUGGACCCUAAGAUGAUAGAAUUCCCGUUUGAUAGGCAGCGAUUCUUUAAGUAUAGAACAAGUACGCUGGAAGCCAGGCGUAAGUUUCAAGUACACGAAGGUACGAUGGUGCCUGUAGGACUGGAGCUGAUUGAUCCACAUGCGUACGUUGGCAAUAUGAAUG